CAAGAUUGUGUGCACCCUCCCUGUCCCAGCGGCUGGCUGAUCUCCGACCCACCAAUCAACUUCUCGCAUGGGCGCGCGCGAGGGAGCAUGGCGCAGCUGAAGCUCCGCGAGUGACUCCGCCAUGCCCGCCAUGGUAGCUCCCGUCCUGCUCUCCCCCUCGCAUCACUGCCACUGCACUACCACGGCUACGAGGAGAAGCGGACCGCUGCUCUCGCGCUGCCGCCCUGCAGCUCCGCGGUUCCGCAGCCGGCGGCGGCCGCGGGGCGCCGUGCUGGUGGCGAGAGCGUCGGCAGUCCCAGGGCCUCCCGAGCAAAGCUUGGCUCGGUACGAGACGCUGGGUGACGCCAAAGCUGCGCUGUACCAGGCUCUGGAAGGUAUCGACAGGGGAAUAUUUGGCGUAACCUCAGCCAAGAGGUCGGAGAUUCAUGGUCUGGUGGAGCUCCUGGAGUCCCGGAAUCCCACGCCGGAUCCCACCGACAAACUCCAGGACAAGGUGGACGGAUGCUGGAAGCUCAUCUACAGCACCAUCUCGAUACUGGGGAAGAGGAGAACCAAGCUAGGCCUGCGAGAUUUCAUCAGCCUAGGUGAUUUCUUCCAGAUAAUUGAUGCCAAAGAGGAAAAGGCGGUGAAUGUCGUAAAGUUCAGCGCAAGAGCAUUGAAGAUAUUUUCGGGCCAACUUGCUAUUGAAGCAUCUUACAAUGUCACUACAAAAACGAGAGUGGGUAUCAAGCUUGAGAGUUCAACAAUCACCCCAGAUCAGAGGCAUCUUGGAGAGUAUAAUUUAGGGAUUUGCAGCGUUUUCAUUAAAAAGCUGAUGAAUAUCUUCCAAAAGAACUAUGACAUGCUCCUUGCUAUAUUCAACCCGGAAGGUUGGCUCGAGAUAACAUACGUUGAUGAAUCUCUACGGAUUGGCAGAGAUGACAAGGCAAACAUCUUUGUGCUGGAGAAGACAGACCCAGCCGAAGUCUGAGACUAUUUAUGAAGGAAACUAUGCAAAUAUUCAUAUAUUUUUCUGACAAAGAGUGCAUCGACACUCCGAGAAGAUGUUGCCUUCACUGCUUCACGUAUCCUGGGGCACAGAUGAUUGUUUACGGCUCAGUGCAGAUCAACGACUCAAUUACUCAUUAUUUUCUCUUUGAAGAGGACAAACAACAUUCUUUUCUACGGCCACAGAUGCAUUUCCCAUUGGGGAUUUUUAUUUGCAGUUGUGCAGUGUCAUGUAAUUAUGUAACUAAGAAAGUUCAAUUACAUAGAGAAUCUGCCAAUCUUAGGGAGCAACGAACUGCAGUUGAAUUUUGAAAUACAUCAUUGUUCAAGUA
Molecule: messenger RNA, 1319 nt
Organism: Lolium perenne
Lineage: Eukaryota; Viridiplantae; Streptophyta; Magnoliopsida; Poales; Poaceae
Product: fibrillin protein 5 homolog
Source: RefSeq, a predicted model, not a curated record